This is a messenger RNA of Uncinocarpus reesii 1704, 273 nucleotides long. RefSeq lists its product as uncharacterized. The transcript has 2 exons. The coding region runs from base 1 to 273 and encodes 90 amino acids. Lineage: Eukaryota; Fungi; Ascomycota; Eurotiomycetes; Onygenales; Onygenaceae. The record is from RefSeq and is a predicted model, not a curated record.
AUGAGUCUCAUGUCCAGUUUGGUUCCGCUCGCUAUGCUUUUCAUCGUCCUUGCGAUUCUCGGGCUUGCCGCCAUCGCAAUAUAUAAUAUAGUUAUGGAUGUUAAGAAGGCUACAAAGAAGAAAAUGGAGAAAAACAAUGUAACGUGGUCGCGGGAUGGAGUGACUGUCGAGGUAAAGGAGUUGAAUGAUGAGGAGUACAAGGAUAGAACGCAAAGUGUUCUCGUCGACGUCUGGAAUCACGGUGCCCCCCCUGACAUGAAUCGGCGGCGCUAG